GGCAUGGCGUCCGUGGAAUCGCUGCGCAAGAAAAGGCACCACGAAGAGGAAGGGGCGAGAGAAGAUGAAGGCUCUGAGGAGGAAGAGGAAGAAGCAGGGGAAGGGGGAAAGGAAGAGGAAGAAGGGGAGCAGGAGCGCUGGGUGGGCCCUCUACCUGGGGAGGCCGUGCAAGUGAAAAAGCGGAAAGUUCUUGAGUUUGAACAUGUCUACCUGGAUAAUCUUCCCAGUGCCUCAAUGUAUGAACGCAGUUAUAUGCACAGAGAUGUCAUCACACAUGUAGUAUGUACUAAGACAGAUUUUAUCAUAACAGCCAGUCAUGAUGGACAUGUCAAAUUCUGGAAGAAAGUAGAAGAAGGAAUUGAAUUUGUUAAACAUUUUCGUAGCCAUUUAGGUGUUGUUGAGAGUGUUGCAGCUAGUUCAGAAGGGGUGCUGUUCUGCUCUGUUGGGGAUGACAAAGCAAUGAAGGUUUUUGAUGUGGUGAACUUUGAUAUGAUCAACAUGUUCAAACUUGGGUAUCACCCAGGCCAGUGUGAAUGGGUGUACUGCCCUGGAGAUGCUAUAUCUUCAGUUGCAGCCUCUGAGAAGAGUACUGGAAAAAUAUUCAUAUAUGAUGGUCGAGGAAAUAAUCAACCACUUCAUAUUUUCGAUAAACUCCAUACAUCCCCUCUUACUCAGAUACGACUAAACCCAGUCUAUAAAGUCAUUGUAUCUUCUGAUAAAUCUGGGAUGAUUGAAUACUGGACUGGGCCUUCUCAUGAAUACAAAUUUCCCAAAAAUGUGAACUGGGAAUAUAAAACAGACACUGAUUUGUAUGAAUUUGCUAAAUGUAAAGCAUGCCUAACCAGUAUGUGUUUCUCAUCUGAUGGCAAAAAAAUAGCUACUAUUGGUUCUGACAGAAAAGUCCGAAUUUUCAGAUUCUUAACAGGGAAGCUUAUGAGGGUCUUUGAUGAAUCCCUGAGUAUGUUUACUGAGCUACAGCAGAUGAGACAACAACUGCCAGAUAUGGAAUUUGGCCGGCGUAUGGCUGUGGAGCGGGAGCUUGAGAAAGUUGAUGCUGUAAGAUUAAUUAAUAUCAUUUUCGAUGAAACUGGACACUUUGUGCUCUAUGGGACAAUGUUGGGAAUUAAGGUCAUAAAUGUGGAAACAAACCGAUGUGUUAGAAUCCUCGGCAAACAAGAAAACAUCAGAGUUAUGCAGUUGGCUCUGUUCCAGGGUGUAGCAAAGAAACAUCGUGCUGCUAUUACUGUAGAGAUGAAAGCGUCUGAUAAUCCUGUUCUCCAGAACAUCCAAGCAGAUCCAACUAUAAUCUGUACUGCCUUUAAAAAGAAUCGAUUUUAUAUGUUUACCAAACGUGAACCAGAAGACACCAAAAGUGCAGAUUCUGACAGAGAUGUAUUUAAUGAGAAACCAUCUAAAGAAGAAGUCAUGGCGGCCACUCAAGCUGAAGGGCCCAAACGAGUUUCUGAUAGUGCCAUUAUCCAUACAAGCAUGGGAGAUAUUCAUGUCAAGCUCUUUCCUGUUGAGUGCCCCAAAACAGUAGAGAAUUUCUGUGUACACAGUAGGAAUGGAUAUUACAAUGGCCAUACCUUUCACCGGAUCAUAAAGGGCUUCAUGAUUCAGACUGGUGAUCCAACUGGCACUGGAAUGGGAGGUGAAAGCAUCUGGGGAGGAGAAUUUGAGGAUGAGUUCCACUCAACUUUACGACAUGAUAGGCCCUACACACUUAGUAUGGCUAAUGCAGGACCAAACACUAAUGGCUCACAGUUCUUUGUGACAGUAGUACCAACACCAUGGCUGGAUAACAAGCACAGUGUGUUUGGAAGAGUGUCUAAAGGGAUGGAAGUGGUUCAGAGAAUUUCAAAUGUGAAAGUAAAUCCAAAAACUGACAAGCCCUAUGAAGAUGUCAGCAUUAUUAAUAUCACAGUGAAGUGAAACAAGAUUUAUAAGAAAAUGCCUGGUAGAAGGACUUCCAAGUAUAAGGAAUACCAUGUCUACUAAUAUUUCUGCUAUAAUAAGCAUUGGAGCAGAUACCAGCCUUUCCAGUUAUCAUGUGACUGUGAUAUUCUAAACUAUUUGUAUUUUUUGUAAUAAAAAUAAAAGCCAAAUGUCUUAGAA
Molecule: messenger RNA, 2115 nt
Organism: Varanus komodoensis (Komodo dragon)
Lineage: Eukaryota; Metazoa; Chordata; Lepidosauria; Squamata; Varanidae
Gene: PPWD1
Product: peptidylprolyl isomerase domain and WD repeat containing 1
Exons: 11
Coding region: 4-1932 (642 amino acids)
Biological process (GO): protein peptidyl-prolyl isomerization
Molecular function (GO): protein binding; peptidyl-prolyl cis-trans isomerase activity
Source: RefSeq, a predicted model, not a curated record